CGGUAGCCCCGUGUAACCGGCACCAUGUGGCGAAUCCGGAGGCUGGUUACGAGCGCUAGGCGUUAGCUGAACUAUCGUCGUCCAGGUACGACAGCUUAAACCGCGCAACAACACGAGGACUAUGAGUAUAUAGUCUCACCCUCGUUUGCAUCAUUCUCAUCUCCAUCACAACAUCACCACAUCAUCACAAUCCUACGACACUCGCUUCGUUCAUUCCAGCAUCUCAACACCACUCACUUCACGAAGCAUCUCUCCGCAACAACAAACAUGCGUUACACCACCUUCACCAUCGCUGCGGCCGCGUCCUUUGCUUCAGCGCAAACUACUUCCACCCCCGCAGCCGCAUCUCCCACAAGCGCCACCGUUCCUGUCGGCGAGAACUGCACACCAGGCGGCGUGCCCUGCGCACUCGGCGCCAACUGCUACGCCGUCAACUCCGGCCUCAUCCCCGUAUGCGGUAACUUCCAAGCCUCAUGCACCCGCGACGAGCAAUGCGCCUACAACACUUGCAACCUCACCGACGGCCUUUGCAACGGAUUCAUCGCAUCUUCUUCGGCCUCAUCCUCGGCGUCAGCAAUGGUCACCAGCGGUGCCGUCACACCAACCAACCAAGGACCUCAGCCUGCCCCGUCACCCACCGUCGUUGCGCCUGCUGGCUCCCUUCCUCUCGGCGCUGACUGCAAUCCUUAUGUCAAGCCUGACCAGUGUGCCAAUGGUGUGCAGUGUUGGGCCAGCAACGCUAUGUUGAUGGCGCGAUGCGGAAACUUCAACGCCGAGUGCAGUAGCGAUGAUCAGUGUGCGUAUAACAUCUGCAGUGGUGGUCUCUGCAGGGGUUUCAAGCCGUCCAGCGAGUUUCCCGUCAUGUCUUCAACUGCGAUGAAUCCUAUGCCUGCUGCUAGCUCAAUGCACCCCGGCUCGAUGGUCGCUAUGCCGUCCGGAACCAUGGGCCAUAUGCCAUCUGGCAUUGUGCCUCCACACAUGAUCAACGGUACCAUGACCAUGGUGCCUACUGGAACUGGUGCUGCUAUGCCCAGCGGUCCGGCAAACGCCACGUCGACCAGCCCUUCUCAGUUCACUGGUGCUGCUGCCGUCGACAACGUUGCUGGCGGUGUCAUGGCGAUUGUCUUUGGUGCCGUUGCUUGGGCUUUGUAAGCUGUUGGGAUGCGCGCGCUGUUGGAUCUUCGCUAUAUCAUAGAAUUAAUUUGCUGUACAUAUUUAUCCUAACGUCAUAACGCUACACAGCUAUAAUGCUAGAAAAGUACUAUUUCUUCAAAUUUCUUCGCACAUGUUAUGAUAACCGUUGUCUUGUUCCCAUUGAUCCGCAUUCGGUUUGAUCUUGGUAGGCUUGGCAUGCUUCUCGAAGCAGCCCUCGGGACGUCACACCAAGAUAACGUUACUACGCAGCACUCUUUUAUCAGUGA
This is a messenger RNA of Alternaria rosae, 1421 nucleotides long. RefSeq lists its product as uncharacterized. The record is from RefSeq and is a predicted model, not a curated record. The transcript has a single exon. Lineage: Eukaryota; Fungi; Ascomycota; Dothideomycetes; Pleosporales; Pleosporaceae. The coding region runs from base 268 to 1152 and encodes 294 amino acids.